Molecule: messenger RNA, 1028 nt
Organism: Pseudomyrmex gracilis
Lineage: Eukaryota; Metazoa; Arthropoda; Insecta; Hymenoptera; Formicidae
Product: peptidyl-prolyl cis-trans isomerase-like
Exons: 3
Coding region: 158-787 (209 amino acids)
Biological process (GO): protein peptidyl-prolyl isomerization; protein folding
Cellular component (GO): intracellular membrane-bounded organelle
Molecular function (GO): peptidyl-prolyl cis-trans isomerase activity
Source: RefSeq, a predicted model, not a curated record
UCGGUGAAAUAACCGGCGAAAAAUCGGAGCGAAAAAAAAUCGGAAAAAUCGGCCGCUUCGCGUUAACGGCAAUUAAAUAUAAAGGUAAAAAGAGCGCGCCAGGCGUUGGAGCGGCCACGCGGGAUCACGAUUUCCGGCGAGUUUCCAGAAGCGCGGAAUGGCGUUGAGAUCGAUUUGCCGGUUGUCAAUUGAUUCGACCUUCGGGCGGUCGAGCCAUUUCGCAGCCACCGCCCGCCCGAGUAGACCGUCCUUCGUCACGCUCGCACGAGAGUUCGCCUCAGCUGCAAAAAACAUGGCACUGCCACGCGUUUUCUUCGAUAUGACCGCGGACGACAAGCCCGUCGGUCGCAUCGUGAUGGAGUUGAGGAAAGAUGUUGUUCCCAAGACGGCGGAAAACUUCCGUGCCCUGUGCACCGGAGAAAAGGGUUUCGGUUACAAGGGUAGCAGCUUCCACAGGGUGAUUCCCAAUUUUAUGUGCCAGGGUGGUGAUUUUACCAACCACAACGGUACCGGUGGCAAAUCUAUUUAUGGGACCAGGUUUGAAGAUGAAAACUUCAAGCUGACUCAUACCGAGCCUGGCAUUCUCUCUAUGGCCAAUGCCGGACCCAACACCAACGGCAGCCAGUUCUUUAUCACGAGUGCCAAAACCAGUUGGCUCGAUGGAAAACACGUUGUAUUUGGCAAGGUUGUUGAAGGAAUGGAUGUAGUUAGAAAGUUGGAAGCGAUGGGUUCUCAGAGCGGCAAGACUUCCAAAAAGAUCAUAAUAGCGAACUGUGGAGAGUUGUAGAUCGAUUAGACACCAUAAUAACUUGCAUUUUUUAUUUAGCUGUUGCAUAACUACUUGCUGUCUUUAUUGCCCUUCAUUACCAUUGGUCACACAAUUCUCUUGUCUCGAAGCUGACAAUGCGUUUUUUCCGAUUGCGUACGGAGACGAAAAAUUUGGACACGACGAAGGCGACAAAAAAAAAAAAAAAACAAAGUAAUAAAACCUGCAUUGAUACUCUUGUUUCCUUAAGACGAGAUGUGAA